AUGUUUAAUGUUAAACGGACCACUCUGUACAUAAUUCAAAAUCGACGACGAACACAACGUCCUUUUCACGGUAACGAAAAUUCCAUUUCUCGCUAGCCGAUCUCUGAAUUUCUGAACUUUUGCCGAAGAAAAAUCUCGACAAUCAAUUCGAAAGCUUAUUUCCUGAAGAUCACUGUGUAAUUUCACACCCAGAUACUCGGAACGAGCGGUACACGAGCUGAUGGUACUGGCAAAGGACCGCGGGGCCUUAUUCCGCAGCGGAGGCGGCAGCAGCCGAGCCAGCACGGCCAAAGUGACCAUCAGAGUUCGCCAAGUGAACCUGCACUCGCCGGAAAUCUACGUGCACCAUCUGCCGGACAUCGUGGAGCACUCGAACGCGGACAUAUACGCGAUCGUUCGCGUGAUCGACAACGACGAAGGCGUUCACGGACAGAUCGCGAGUCUGGAUAUCGUCGGUGGCGACCCGGCCGGCCACUUCAGGGUGCGACCAGCCGGCGGGCCGCACUCGGGCGAGUACAAUAUCGAGGUGUUGCACUUGCUGGACCGCGAGACCGCGGUUCAGGGUUACAAUCUGACGUUGCGCGCGAUGGACCGUGGCGUGCCGCAACGUUACAGCUAUAAGUUCGUGCCGGUGCAUCUGGCGGACCUGAACGACAACGCGCCAGUGUUCAGCCGCGAGAUCUACGAGGUGAAGGUGCCGGAGACGGCGCCGAUCAACACGCCGGUGAUCCGGCUGAAAGUGACGGACGCGGACGAGGGGAAGAACGCGCUGGUGUUCCUGGAGAUCGUGGGCGGCAACGAGGGCGGCGAGUUCUACGUGAACGCGGAGACGGGGAUGCUGUACACGGCGGUGAACCUAGACGCGGAGAAGAAGGCGUUCUACACGCUGACGGUGUCCGCGGUUGAUCAGGGGAACGCCGGGACGAGGAAGCAGUCGUCGGCCAAGGUGAAGAUCAACGUGGUCGACACGAACGACAAUGACCCGACGUUCGAGCAGUCGGAGAUGGAGGUGUGGAUCGACGAGAACGAGCCGGCCGGCACCUCGGUCGUGAAGAUCACCGCGAAGGACCGCGACUCCGGCGAGAACGCCUACAUCUCGUACAGCAUCGACAACAUCCAGAAGGUGCCGUUCGAGAUCGACCAUUUCUCCGGGAUCGUGAAGACGAAGCAGGUGCUCGACUACGAGACCAUGAAGAGGGAGUACUUGUUGCACGUGCGGGUGAGCGACUGGGGCCUGCCUUACCGGCGACAGGCAGAGAUGCAGCUACAUGUGAGGCUGCGCGACGUGAACGACAACAGGCCGCAGUUCGAGCGGAUCGAUUGCACCGGCCACGUGCCCCGUUACGUGCCCAUCGGCUCCGAGAUCAUCACCGUCUCCGCCAUCGACUUCGACGCCGGCAACAUCAUCAGUUAUCGUAUCGUUUCCGGCAACGAGGACGGCUGCUUCGCCCUGGACUCGGCCAGCGGCGUGCUCUCCGUCGCGUGCGACCUCGCCGACGUGAAGGUGACCGAGCGCGUGAUCAACGUCACGGCCACCGACGGCUCCCACUUCGCCGACGUGAAUCCCGUGCACAUGCACUUGGUGAACGCGAAGCGGAACCUGGGCUCGCAGGCGCGAAUCCUGUCGGAUCAGAGCGGCGCGUUCGAGUGCCGCGACACCGGGGUCGCUCGCAGGCUGACCGAGGCGAUCGCCGCCGCCGAGAGGAACAACAUGCCCUCCAAGGACGACGAGUACGCUCUAACGCCGAGCCGGUACGGCGAGAACGUCCAUGCGCCGGAAUUCCUCGACUUUCCCAGCGAGAUCAAAGUGAACGAGUCCGCGAAGAUCGGGACGACCCUGGUGAGGAUACGCGCCAGAGACAGAGACCUGGACUACAACGGCAAGUUGGUGUUUUGCAUAUCGAGCGGCGAUCGCGACUCGGUGUUCGGCAUCGACCCGGACACCGGCGACUUGAACGUCAUUGGUUACCUGGACAGGGAGCGCGAGAGCGAGUACUUUCUCAACGUGAGCGUGUACGACUUGGGCAAGCCGCAGAAGUCCGCGUCGAAGAUGCUGCCGGUGACGAUCCUCGACGUGAACGACAACGCGCCGCGAUUCGAGAAGUCGCUGGCGAGCUUCAGAAUCUCGGAGACCGCGCUCAACGGGACGAACGUGUGGCGAGCGAACGCCACCGACGCGGACCUCGGCGAGAACGCGCGCGUCACUUACUCCCUGGUGACCGAGACGAACGAUUUCCGGGUGGACCCGGUGACCGGCGUGCUGACCGUUUUCGGCAGACUGGACAGGGAACGGCAGGAGAUCUACGAGCUGAGAAUACGAGCGCAGGAUCACGGCGGCAAGGGGACCGCCGACUCGCCGCCGUUGUACUCGGAUGCUUUGGUCCGGGUGACAGUGGACGACGUGAACGACAACGCGCCGAGCUUCGCUCUGUCCACCUACACGGUGAAGAUCCGAGAGGACGUGCCGGUAUGGACUGUGGUGGCGGUGGUGGACGCGACCGACCCGGACGAGGCGUCCGGUGGCGAUAUCGAGUACUUUCUGUCCGACGCCAUGGAGAGCGAGGGUUACUUCAAGGUGGACAAAGUGUCCGGCACGAUCAGAACGACGCAGAGCUUGGACUUCGAGGAGCGCCAGGUGCACACUUUGACGAUCGUGGCCAGGGACAGGGGCGAGCCGUCCUUGUCCUCCGAGACGAUGGUCAUCAUAGAGGUGGUCGACGUGAACGAGAAUCUGCACGCGCCGUUGUUCGACGAUUUCGUCGUGUCCGCGAGUGUGUUUGAGAAUCAACCCGUUGGCACUCUAGUGACCACUGUGCGCGCCAGAGACGCGGAUCCGCUAGGGGGCGAUUCCAGGAUUGGAUACACCAUCAGAGGUGGCGACGGUAUUGGAAUCUUCUCCAUCGACAACGAAGGUGAGUACACCUUUUUCUCUCUCUCUCUCUCUUUCUCUCUAUUAAUUUAUACAGGACGUCUCCUGAAAUUUGUGUAG
Heterotrigona itama is the source of this 2989-nucleotide messenger RNA. NCBI's taxonomy places the organism in Eukaryota, Metazoa, Arthropoda, Insecta, Hymenoptera, Apidae. The record is from the annotation of a GenBank genome assembly.